Messenger RNA from Venustampulla echinocandica, 2277 nucleotides. RefSeq lists its product as uncharacterized. The record is from RefSeq and is a predicted model, not a curated record. Lineage: Eukaryota; Fungi; Ascomycota; Leotiomycetes; Helotiales; Pleuroascaceae. The transcript has a single exon. Bases 1 to 2277 code for a protein of 758 amino acids.
AUGCCCAGCUGCACUUUUGCCUGCCGCCGAGCAGUGCAGCGCAAGCUUCCCCCAUCCUCCGAUACGAUAUGGAUAUCCGACGAUGCGUUACACCAUGCCUUCCAGCGGUUUGCCCUCCACUCGACCACCACAAAGCGCCAUGGCAGCUUUGUGCCAGGUCCCUUGGAGGCUCGAAGACGACUCGGAAAAAGACGAAUGGCGUACGCCUCUGAGCCUACCCCUACUUCUCCAUUCACAUUUGGAUCUCUGUGGAAUAUAUUUGGGGGGGAAGAUAGGACCAGUUUCCAGUGGGAGGCACCUACCACGCGCUCUCCAACGCCAGAAGCCUCAGUGGACGUGCCCGUGAGCCGGUUACCAAGAUCGACUGUUCAGUCUCCACCCACCGCAGCGAUGUAUGAGUUGGAAAGCAACACCAAGCCAAGCCAGAAGCCUCCUACGGACCUGGGAUUGGCUGCGAACCUCUCUCGUUUUCGAAGGGGUAUUCGGCGUCAGGGUAGUACAGUCCAUGUCAACAACUGCUGCCAAAAGUUCAAUAAACGACUCAGGCGAAAUUUCAGACAAGGAGAAGUUUCCGAUACCACUCUACAAGUCAUUGUUGGCCCAGCAGUAACAAACGAACUACGGGCGGUCUUAGCCGACCCAAUGUUGUCCGAACAGCAUCGCCUUGCGUUGUACCAGACAGUGUGGAACGGGAUGUCCACAAGCAAGACCAUUCAACUUGCGGACUUCGAUGGUGUUAUAUUGGACGAGCUCCUAUGUCGUCUAUCGGAACUGACGAUUACACCCGAAGUUUAUACGAUGGCAAGCAGCAUUAUUCGUUCCGCUUCUAUCGCUCAACACAACAGGAUGGGAGAUGGUCUACAUCAACUAAUAUAUGCCUGGGCGGAGUCUUGGCUUGACAAUCAAGAUCCGACGGAUGCCGAAUUAUGUUCAGUUGAUGCUGUCACAGCUGCCAACGCUGUCACUCGCGCAGAUCAUCGACUAUUGGAUCUGGACAGUUCAAUUGCCGCCCUACACGGCUGCCCAACAACAAACGUCGAUUUCGCUGAAGCCCGGAAAGACAUCCAAAAGGCUCGAGUUGACAUCCUUCGGGGUAUAAAUGCAUUUGGCGAAGCCAAGUAUAGCAUUUUUUCCUCAACCGAACGUUCUGCCAGAACUCUUACUGAGACUCUCGCGACUAUCACCAAGGACGAAGAUGUUUUAUGGAGUAUAAUCAAGCCAUGUUCCGAUGGUAUCGCCAAACUUUUGAAGGACACUCCCAAAGAAUCCACUUCAAAGCUACGGUAUCAUUGGCUAUCUUUGGUUGUAGACAUUACGCCUAAGCACGAAAACAACUUCGUAAGUGCAUGGCAGAUUUUGGAGUCAUCCGGAAGCCCACUUGAUGAAUCUCUCGCGGGUUCCAUUAUCCUAAGAUACUGGAUCAACCGAGGGGUUAUAAAACAUCCAUCUAUUUCCGAACGCACCUGGAAGGCAAAACCAAUUUGUCACCGAACGUUAUCCGGGCUAAUUGGUUUACUGGACAGUUAUCAGGAACUAUCUUGGUUCAACGUAUACGAGCUUGUUACAGUGCUAUUAAGGCUAGAUAAUCACACUCUCAUUCCCAGGGUCCUCCGUUCAGUACAGCGCUGUCGGUUGCAGCUCCCGGGGCCAGUAAUGGGCAAGAUUUUGCGUAAAUUGGCCCCCCAGAAUGCUCGAGCCGCGUACGAUGUUUUUCGCUUAUGGGGUGCAAGUGCCAGAGACGUGCGUCUCACUCGGUGCGGGCCGUUUAUCUUUUCGCUGAUCCAAGAUACCAAAUUUUCACCGGAUUUGAUCUGGGACAUGCUAAGAAUAUCUGAUUACGGAAACGUCCCGUUCUACGAGUGGCCCGGUUUCUCAAAUGAUCCCCACGACGGCCUAUCGCCCGCGAUGAACGGGCUUAUUCGGGAUAUGGCAUACGCAUUCGCACAAUCCAAAUUUCUAGCCCCGAGGACAGCGUUGAGAAAUGUCGAGCGUUGUUUUCUUUACUUGCGGAUACGCGGGGAAUCUAUAACACCGGAUAUGACCAGGGCCAUAUGCCAUGCUGCUCUCACUAGAGAAUUGCUCAAACAUGGCAGGGUUUCCCAAGAAAGAUUGGAAUGGGCUAUUUCCUGGAUUUAUCAGGUUGAAGGGAAACAGGUAGCAGAGGCUGUAGAUACGCUAGUGUAUCAUUGGAGAAUGUACCAUAUUCAGACCGCCCAGAGGAUAGAGCGAAGACAGCGAUCUUUGGAGGGCGAUUUUCAUUUUGGCAUCAUAGGCUAG